CCUUGAGAUACACAUGGAAGUUAAAAAAGCAUGGCGAAGCAGUUUUCGAGAAUAAAGAUUAGGCAAAGUCACAAGUUGAUUAAUUUAAAUUUUCAUAAGAUUGCAAAGUGUUAUUUGCAUAAAAUGGCAUCGAGUGUGAUUAAUGAGGAGGAACUACGUGCUUUUUUGAUGACAUCCGAUGAAGAAAUCGACCAAAUAACAAGUAUUUCUAAUUUUGAAAAGUAUGAAGAUCCAACGAACUUUGAAGUUUGUAAUGAAUUAGUUCAAUUAAUUAAAUAUGAACUGAAUAAGGAAUGCGAUUCGUAUGUAAUUGGUCCACGAAAAAUGGGUCUCAGUGAAGGAAAAGCCGAAAUUGCUAUUUUCUUGGAUAUCGGUCAAGAUGGAUUUUUUUCUGAUAGAAACUAUAAAAAAAACAUCCAGGAAAUCAAAAUAUUGGAAGGACUGUUACGAAAGCAAUCCAAAUGGAGAAUUUUGCGUUUAAAUCAUGCAUUGCCAUCGCUUAAUGUCAUUUAUCGUCCAACCAAUCAACGAUGUGAUUUAAGCGUUACUAAUGGAUUUAGUGUCCAAAUAUCUGAAAUGAUUGGACAUUUUUUCAGGAUUCAACCGGAAGCUGUUAAAUUUUAUCAUUUCAUUCGUAUCUGGCUACGAAUCAACGGUAUCAACUUUAAAGCAUUUACUUUGACUUUGCUAGUCAUGAACUAUUUGCAGGAAGCCAAUCUUAUGCCAACUGCUUUUAAUGCUCAAAAGAACAUCAAUCAAAACUUUAUCGAAGGCAUUCCCGUAAUUUUUGAUCCCGAUCGCGACAUAUGUAGUUAUAGCGUAAAAAAGAUGCCUUAUUAUUACGUCCACAUUCGUGGUUUCUUUCGUUACUACGCAAGUUUCAAUUUCGCUGAAAACGUCAUCAGCACUUACUAUGGAUAUCCAGUACAAAAAGAAGAGUACCAACCAAGACUUGAUUAUGAUUCACCAAUGUGCGUUGCAGCUUUCUUGAACCAAAAGUGCAACAUCUCGCGAUACGUAAAAGAGGAACAAGUGGAGAAUUUCACGGCAGUAUGUCAUGCGUCAUACAAGUUUUUGAUUAGAAAUAACUACUGAUCUGAACAAGCCUCAAUAUCGGAGAGGUAGGAAAAAAAGCGAGCAAAACAAAUGAAUUAAGAGAAGAAGAUCUCUGAGAAAAUUAUAAAUUUGUAUUCAUGUGAAUAUUUUUUUUUGUAAGUUAUUAAAACGCCAAUGGCUCAACUUGCUUUUCUAUUUUGCUCAAUAAACACAUGGAAUCACUCAC
Messenger RNA from Chironomus riparius, 1282 nucleotides. The record is from the annotation of a GenBank genome assembly. Lineage: Eukaryota; Metazoa; Arthropoda; Insecta; Diptera; Chironomidae.